Messenger RNA from Vigna angularis (adzuki bean), 5356 nucleotides. Its product is annotated as ARF guanine-nucleotide exchange factor GNOM. Gene Ontology annotation, molecular function: guanyl-nucleotide exchange factor activity. NCBI's taxonomy places the organism in Eukaryota, Viridiplantae, Streptophyta, Magnoliopsida, Fabales, Fabaceae. The transcript has 3 exons. Bases 207 to 4628 code for a protein of 1473 amino acids. Gene Ontology annotation, biological process: regulation of ARF protein signal transduction. The record is from RefSeq and is a predicted model, not a curated record.
CAUUUCCUUUUCCUUUCUUUUCUUUUUCAAAUUAGUUUACAGAGAGACCCAGUAAAGAAUAGAAGACCGAAGAUUCCGAUGAGGAUCAGUAGCAGUCCGGACAUCCGUCAACUUUUCCGCUGAAUCGCCGAAUAAAGCAACAACUCGCAACUUUUCGAUUCGCAGAGAGUAACGAAUCCCUGCCGUGCCCUACAAAGAGUUUAAAAAUGGGACGUCUGAAGCUGCAAGCUGGUAUCAAUGCAAUAGAGGAGGAGGAACCUGAGGAAUGUGAUGCUGCCUACCCUAACAAAACAACUUUGGCAUGCAUGAUCAAUUCAGAAAUUGGUGCUGUUUUGGCCGUGAUGAGGAGAAAUGUCAGAUGGGGAGGCCGUUACAUGUCAGGUGAUGAUCAGCUGGAGCACUCUCUCAUUCAGUCUUUCAAGACAGUGAGAAGACAAAUCUUUUCAUGGCAUCACCAUCAGUGGCAAGCUAUCAACCCAGCCUUGUAUUUACAGCCAUUUUUAGAUGUAAUUAGGUCUGAUGAAACUGGUGCCCCAAUUACUGGUGUUGCUUUGUCAUCUGUUUACAAGAUCUUGACUCUUGAUGUGAUCGAUCAAAAUACUGUCAAUGUUGAGGAUGCCAUGCAUUUGGUGGUUGAUGCUGUCACUAGCUGCAGAUUUGAGGUCACUGAUCCUUCUUCAGAAGAAGUUGUUUUAAUGAAGAUACUACAAGUUCUCCUAGCUUGUAUGAAAAGUAAAGCAUCUAUAAUGCUGAGUAACCAACAUGUUUGCACCAUAGUGAAUACUUGUUUCCGGAUUGUUCAUCAAGCAGGAAGUAAAGGCGAGUUGUUGCAGCAGAUAGCACGAUAUACAAUGCAUGAACUUGUAAGGUGUAUUUUCUCUCACCUUCAAGAUGUUGGCAAUACUGAUCAUGCACUGGUUAAUGGGAGCACUAACUUGAAACAGGAGACUGGAGGCCUAGAUAAUGACUAUGCAUUUGGAAGUAGACAAUUGGAGAAUGGAAGUAUUAGUUCUGAAUAUGAUAAUCAAUCAUCAUCUACAAACUCUGCUCCCAAUGUUUCAAGUGUUGUGAAAGCAACUGUGAUGGAUGAAAACACAGCAAUAACUAUUAGUUGCAAGGAUGGUGUACCAUAUGACAUGCAUCUGAUGACUGAACCGUAUGGUGUUCCUUGCAUGGUGGAAAUAUUUCACUUUUUGUGUUCUUUGCUGAAUGUUGUUGAGCAUACGGGUAUGGGUCCUAGAUCAAACACACUAGCAUUUGAUGAAGAUGUGCCUCUCUUUGCCUUAACUCUUAUUAAUUCAGCAAUAGAACUUGGAGGACCUUCUAUUUGUCGUCACCCAAGGUUGCUGAGCUUAAUUCAGGAUGAAUUGUUCCAUAAUCUGAUGCAAUUUGGUUUGUCAAUGAGCCCCCUUAUACUUUCAAUGGUUUGUAGCAUUGUUCUCAAUCUGUAUCAUCAUCUUCGUACAGAGCUCAAAUUACAGCUAGAAGCAUUUUUUUCUUGUGUCAUUUUAAGACUUGCACAAAGCAGAUAUGGAGCUUCAUACCAGCAGCAAGAGGUAGCCAUGGAGGCUCUUGUUGACUUUUGCAGGCAAAAGACAUUUAUGGUAGAUAUGUAUGCUAACUUUGACUGUGACAUAACUUGCAGUAAUGUCUUUGAAGACCUUGCUAAUUUGUUGUCUAAAAGUGCAUUUCCUGUGAAUUGUCCAUUGUCUGCCAUGCAUAUUCUUGCUUUGGAUGGUCUUAUUGCUGUUAUACAGGGAAUGGCUGAAAGGAUAGCCAAUGGAUCUGUAAGCUCUGAAUAUUCUCCAGUGAAUCUUGAAGAGUAUACUCCAUUCUGGAUGGUUAAAUGUGAGAAUUAUAACGAUCCAAAUCAUUGGGUGCCUUUUGUCCGCCGCAGAAAGUACAUAAAGAGAAGAUUGAUGAUUGGUGCUGACCACUUUAAUCGUGAUCCUAAGAAAGGUCUGGAGUUUCUCCAAGGAACACAUCUUUUGCCUGACAAACUUGAUCCUCAAAGUGUUGCCUGCUUUUUCAGAUACACUGCUGGGUUGGAUAAGAAUCUUGUUGGUGAUUUCCUUGGAAAUCAUGAUGAAUUCUGUGUUCAGGUGCUUCAUGAAUUUGCUGGAACGUUUGAUUUCCAAGACAUGAACUUAGACACUGCUCUGCGUCUAUUCUUGGAGACAUUCAGAUUGCCGGGAGAAUCACAAAAAAUACAUAGGGUGCUUGAAGCUUUCUCUGAGAGAUAUUAUGAACAAUCACCACAUAUCCUUGCUAACAAGGAUGCUGCUCUUGUUUUGUCAUACUCAAUGAUAAUGCUUAAUACAGAUCAACACAAUGUUCAAGUUAAAAAGAAGAUGACAGAAGAGGAUUUUAUUCGGAAUAAUAGGCUUAUAAAUGGUGGCAACGAUCUGCCUCGAGAAAUGCUGUCAGAGAUUUACCAUUCAAUUUGUAAGAAUGAGAUUCGCACAACCCCUGAACAAGGUGUUGGUUUUCCUGAAAUGACACCAAGUCGAUGGAUUGACCUAAUGCAUAAGUCCAAAAAAACUGCUCCAUUUAUUGUAUCUGAUUCUAAGGCCUACCUUGAUCAUGAUAUGUUUGCCAUAAUGUCAGGCCCAACAAUUGCUGCCAUCUCUGUGGUAUUUGAUCAUGCUGAACAGGAGGAGGUAUACCAAACAUGUAUGGAUGGAUUUUUGGCUAUUGCUAAAAUUUCAGCUUGCCAUCAUCUUGAAGAUGUUCUUGAUGAUUUGGUAGUGUCUCUUUGUAAGUUCACUACACUUUUAAACCCGUCAUCAGUUGAGGAACCAGUCCUAGCCUUUGGAGAUGACAUGAAAGCUAGAAUGGCAACUGUGACAGUUUUCACUAUAGCAAACAGAUAUGGUGAUUACAUCCGCACAGGUUGGAGAAAUAUUCUUGAUUGCAUCUUAAGACUGCACAAGCUUGGUCUUCUUCCUGCACGUGUUGCCAGUGAUGCAGCUGAUGAAUCAGAGCUUUCUGCUGAAACUGUUCAUGGUAAACCUAUUAUGAAUUCUUUAUCCUCAGCUCAUAUGCAAUCUAUUGGCACUCCAAGGAGAUCCUCAGGAUUGAUGGGUAGGUUUAGUCAACUCUUAUCUCUUGAUACUGAGGAACCAAGAUCACAACCUACUGAACAACAACUUGCUGCUCAUCAACGCACCCUACAAACCAUACAGAAAUGUCAUAUUGACAGCAUAUUCACUGAGAGUAAGUUUCUGCAAGCUGAAUCUUUAUUGCAGCUAGCAAGAGCACUCGUUUGGGCUGCAGGGAGACCUCAAAAAGGGAGCAGCACACCUGAGGAUGAAGAUACAGCAGUUUUCUGCCUGGAGUUGCUGAUUGCAAUUACUUUGAAUAACAGGGAUAGAAUUGGGAUUCUUUGGCAUGGUGUGUAUGAACACAUAUCCAACAUUGUUCAGUCAACUCUAAUGCCCUGUGCCCUGGUAGAGAAGGCUGUUUUUGGACUAUUACGAAUUUGCCAGCGGUUGCUUCCCUACAAGGAGAACAUUGCUGAUGAACUUCUAAGGUCAUUGCAACUUGUCUUGAAGCUUGAUGCCCGGGUUGCCGAUGCAUACUGUGAGCAGAUUACUCAAGAAGUCAGUCGCCUUGUAAAGGCAAAUGCUUCUCACAUAAGAUCUCAGCUAGGAUGGCGUACAAUUACAUCACUACUUUCCAUCACAGCUAGACACAUAGAAGCAUCUGAAGCUGGGUUUGAUGCACUAUUGUUCAUAAUGUCUGACGGUGCCCACUUGCUUCCUGCUAAUUAUGUUCUCUGUGUAGAUACUGCCAGGCAGUUUGCCGAGUCUCGUGUUGGACAAGCAGAGCGUUCUGUGCGGGCACUAGAUCUCAUGGCAGGGUCUGUCAAUUGCUUGGCACGGUGGACCAGUGAGGCUAAGGAAUCAAUGGAGGAGGAACAAGUGUCUAAGUUAUCCCAGGAUAUUGGAGAGAUGUGGUUGAGACUAGUACAAGGUCUUAGGAAGGUGUGUUUAGACCAGAGACAGGAGGUUAGAAAUCAUGCUUUAUUAUCUCUGCAGAAGUGCUUGACUGGGGCUGAUGACAUUUAUCUACCAUAUAGCAUGUGGUUACAAUGUUUUGAUCUUGUGAUCUUCACUGUACUUGAUGACCUGCUUGAGAUUGCACAGGGACACUCUCAAAAGGAUUAUCGCAAUAUGGAAGGCACCCUUAUCUUAGCAAUGAAGCUCUUGUUCAAAGUUUUUCUUCAAUUACUCCCAGAAUUAUCACAAUUAACAACCUUCUGUAAGCUAUGGUUGGGUGUACUGAGCAGAAUGGAAAAAUAUAUGAAGGUGAAGGUUAGGGGGAAAAGAAGUGAGAAGCUUCAAGAGACGGUACCUGAGCUGCUUAAAAACUCCUUGCUUGUUAUGAAGAUGAGGGGUAUACUAGCGCAGAGGAGUGCCUUGGGCGGUGAUAGUCUGUGGGAACUAACAUGGCUACACGUGAAUAACAUUUCACCGUCACUGCAGCUUGAGGUAUUCCCUGAGCAGGAUUCUGAGCAUUUGCCGCACAAACAGGGUGAACCAAUAGGGGGUUUGGUCACUGAUGAUAAGGGUUCUGUUCCUUCAAGUGAAACAGCAAGCCGGGAAGAUGCUGGCGUUGUUGGUUAAUUAGUUGCUAUGUUGCUGCUACCUGAAUCGGUCUUGCUGUUUAUAGUUAUACACACGUUCCCUGACCUCAAGAUACUGAUUGUGCAGAAUUUGUGGAUCACACACGCAUCCUAAUUUUGUUUUGCAACUGAUAGAUGCAGAAGUAUUACACGAGGGGAAGUAUAGUUCUCAGGCAAGGACGUGCAUGUUGAUAUAGUGAAAUCUGUCACCUCUGUCAGUUGCCAUUUGCCCUUUCUCGUUCCCCAUGGAAGCUUCUUGUUCCAGUAAUUUAGAUGAAAUAUAUUGUAGCUUGAGAUAGAUUUCUACCCUUCAGCGGGGUACUGUAUGGCUUCCCUUUCUACCCAUGGAGCUGCGACGGGGAUAGUAAAGCCUAAUUUCCUUACUUUUAUGCAAAACCUCCACUCGCUCUUACUGCAGCAUGCAUAUAAUGGAUAUGACAUCAGAUAGUUCUGAUUUUGCAGGCUGAUUGUCUGUGUGAUAAACCUUGAAUCGUUUAUGCGUGGAAUCAGAUAUAUUAAUGUUUUGCGCCUUUGUAUUUAGUAUUUACAUCUUGGUAUUCACCUUCUUCCCUGAGCCAAAAUAUCGGUCCUUGACUUUAGGCUUGCACACAGACUAGCAUCUUUCCUUCCUAGUUCCCAUGUAAUUGGAUGUUAAACAAUGGACCAAAGACAGUGUUAUUCCUAACAGAGUUACAGAUAUAUAUUAUAUAUGCUUGAGUGAUUUCAGAA